Pistacia vera is the source of this 1795-nucleotide messenger RNA. RefSeq names its product ankyrin repeat domain-containing protein, chloroplastic. The record is from RefSeq and is a predicted model, not a curated record. Gene Ontology annotation, cellular component: chloroplast outer membrane. Gene Ontology annotation, biological process: protein targeting to chloroplast. The transcript has 7 exons. Gene Ontology annotation, molecular function: protein binding; chloroplast targeting sequence receptor activity. Lineage: Eukaryota; Viridiplantae; Streptophyta; Magnoliopsida; Sapindales; Anacardiaceae. The coding region runs from base 68 to 1372 and encodes 434 amino acids.
AUUUGCCUUUGAUUACAACACAAAGUGGUAAACAAUCUCCUUGCAGUAACGGGGGAAGAACUUAACAAUGUCAGUGUCACUCCCAACUCUACUGAACCCCUACUGUAACCCCAAACUCUCUUAUCUUCUUCCUCACUCUUUUCUUUCAUUUUCCCACAAGCUUUCUUCUUCACCACAGAACUUUAAUUUCCGUACAAAAAGACUCUACUCCCUCUUCCCUUCUGAAUCUUCUUCUUACCUUCUUCAAAACCACAGCCUCGAACUUGAAGACCGUGUUAUCGGCGACUGUUUAGUCUUCGAGGAAGGCGUGUUUGAGGACCCUUACCUUCAAAACGAUGCCAGCCUUAGCAAAAACUCCGACUCAGACAAACCUAAACGGAAAAACAAGAAAAAAUCUGUGGAAGUCGAAGGUGAGAAUUUGGUUCCUGAGAAAUGGAGACAAGUUCAAGAGGAAAUUAACCUGACGAAGAAAGAUAAGCGCAAGAUUAGGCAGGAAAUGGAGUUUGGUAGCCGAGUUGAGAAGAGGAAACAAGGCUAUGUUCCUUUGAAGAGUUUAAAUUUGCAGGAAUAUUUGGAUUACAAGAAAGCUAAAUUGGCUCAGGUGAAGCCGGUGGUUCUUGAUAACCCUCAACGUUUUCGUGAUGAUAAAGAGUCCGAAGAAGAUGAAGCAAAUGUGAAUGUGUCUUCGAGCGAGCGAUUGGAGCCAAAGAAUCCGAAAUGGGCAGUUUAUGGUCGAGGCUUGGACGAUGUUUCUGAGUUUUUUAACAAAAAUUAUGAGCCUCCUGAUAAGAAAUCUGAAGGUCCACGUAAGUUGUUUACAAAGGAGGAGAAAAUUCUGUUGAAUAAGAAGAUACCUGAUUUAGUAACCUCUACCUCUAAAAAAUGGCUACCUCUUCACACCCUCGCUGCAUCUGGAGAGUUCUACCUUGUUGAUGCUUUGUUGAAACACAAUGUUGACAUCAAUGCUGUGGAUAAGGAUGGCUUGACUGCAAUUCACAAAUCUAUCAUUGGGAAGAAGCAGGCAGUUACCAACUAUCUGUUGAGAGAAUCAGCGAAUCCUUUUGUUUGUGAUGAUAAUGGGGCCAGUUUAUUACAUUAUGCUGUUCAAACAGCAUCAAGUCCAGCAAUCAAAAUUCUUUUGUUAUACAAUGUUGAUCUAAAUCUUCAAGACAAUGAUGGAUGGACACCUUUACAUCUUGCUGUUCAAGCCCGUAGGACAGAUAUAGUGAAACUGUUAUUGAUUAAAGGAGCUGAUAAAACAUUGAAAAACCAGGAGGGUUUGACCCCACUCGAUCUAUGCCUCUACUCCGGUGAAGACACAAGAACUUACGAAUUAAUCAAGCUGUUGAAGCAGCUUCCAAAACGCCGUUGACUGCUCCGACAUAAAAUCCAUCCCAUCAGUGUAACAAUUGCCAAACUGAUUGUGCAGCCCAGUAGUAGUAUUAGAUUCAGCAUCAUCCAAAAUCACUUAAAAACUGAGCAUCGCACAACUGUAUGUAUGUCAGAUGAUCCUUCCAAUGGCGAACUCGAGCUUACAAGUAACCGACAAGGCACGUAAGAAGAAUGUGCAUUCCACAGCCUGCUCUUUUACUGUAAAAUCUAUCACCCAAUCACAUCAUUAUAUUUUUGUAUAAGUCUAUCAAUUGAAUCUAGGCAGGUAUAGACCUUAUAUUAUUAAUUGGUCAAUCUACCCAAUGAAUAUAAUCUGUUUUAUUCAUUAGCUUCUCAUCUCAUUUUUUGAGCAAGACAAUAGACUAUCAAACUAGUAGAAAAUUUUUACUCUAGAUGUCUUGAA